GACUCUGGAUCGCGACCCAUUUAAAAAUAUUUUCAGAGUAAUGCGGAAGUACAAUAAUAAUCAAAUCAUGACACAUUUUAAAAUCUGAUGGUCAAACAUUUGCCUGCUAUCCUUGCAUCUCCUCUGACUCAAUGCCCUCCGGGAAUGGUUCCUUCAUUGUCUUCUUGUUACCUACGUGUAGUCAACGAAAAAUACAAACUACACGCUCAGCGAAACCGCUGAGUGGUACCACGCUAGAAUUGUAGAAUGAUUCACAGACGUAUACAUAUACAUGUAUAUACGUCCACAAUGUAUAAUAAUAUUCAUGAAAUGGCACAUUAUAUCAUAUGGUCAAUUUGAUGAUUCAUGAUGAUAAAUUUUUAAUGAUAAUUACAUGAUGGAAUAUUUAAUCAAUUUGCUUCCCCACAGGAACAAGCCCCCCACCUCACCAGAACACACUAUUUAGGUACCCGAUUCACUCUAUCCUGCUUUUUCUCCGAGCAACCAUACACGCUCGACGCCAUCGGAGAGCUCUCAAGCUAGGCUAUCGAUCCAUAGGCGCGUGCGAGGGAAUCAAGUUCAAUCGGUUCCAUUUCCGAGCGAGUGCGCAAGGAUUUCUCAAUGGCAUUGUCCUCAGUUUUGCGCGGCAUAUUUGGGGGAUGUUUGAGACCGACACUCAUCAAACCACAUAUGUCUCAAUUUGGUUCAGUUCGAUUUCGUUACACCGUGUCUACCCCAAAGCUCAUGGUGUGUGGUGUGCCAAGGGACAGUACAGAUGAAGACAUCAGGAAAGCAUUCGAGCCAUUAGGGAAUGUUGUUGAGGCUAAAAUUGCUGCAGAUAGUGUCACUGGAAAGUGCAGGGGGUUCGGGUAUAUCACUUUUGAAACGGUCGAAGAAGCCAGAAAAGCUCAAAUAGCUCGUGCAGGAACGGCUGCCAAGUUCUUGGGUGUUUGGAUCCCUUUUUACUGUACUAUCAAGCCAUGGACCAGGUGGAGGCAGUCAAGUGCAGGCACUGUCCGGGUGGAUUGAAUUUCUCAUUUUCGGCGUAUUACUCGUAUUAUUAUUAUUAUUGCUGUUGUUGUUUGUGACACUUAAUUUGUGCUGCUUUCUUUCCAGAAACAUAUUUUAUCAGCUUAUGUGAUGCAUUUACUUUAAAAACAGUUUCAGUUUGAUGAUUUUUAUUUAAAAAAAGGGACGUGAAGUUAACAUUUAUGUACUCCCUAGUUUUUACUAGUAAAGCAAACCAUGUAGUUUUUGUUUAAUGUCUGUCCUACCACUCGGACUUAAAGUCCCUCUUAAUUUGUGUUUUGAUUCAAAUUACGUGUAUUUGAAUUCAAAUUUGUGAAUGAUUUAAAUUUAAAAAAAUAGUUCGUAAAUGG
Messenger RNA from Cuscuta campestris, 1358 nucleotides. The record is from the annotation of a GenBank genome assembly. Lineage: Eukaryota; Viridiplantae; Streptophyta; Magnoliopsida; Solanales; Convolvulaceae.